Linum trigynum is the source of this 3906-nucleotide messenger RNA. The record is from the annotation of a GenBank genome assembly. Lineage: Eukaryota; Viridiplantae; Streptophyta; Magnoliopsida; Malpighiales; Linaceae.
AAAAAAAAAAAAACAGACCCUCCUCCCAAUUUCCUGCGUCUCCCUCCUCUUCCCCUCUCACAUAUCUCUAACAAAAAAACCCUAGCCAUCAAGAGCUCCACCACCGACCUCCAUCAUCGUCGACCUCAAUCACCAUGCAGACCUCCAUCAUCCUUGUCGCGACCGCCUUCCUCCUCACGCCGACGUUGUCCCCGCCUUACCCGCUGCCCUCGUCGCCCCAGCCGCACUUGUCGCCGUCUUUACACCACUGUCGCCGCCUCUGCCUCCCCUGCCGCCGCGCCGCUGUCCUCCCCCCGCGCCCCGCCGCGCCGCUGUCCUCCCCUGCCCCGCCGCCGCGAGGUCAAGACUCUUCCCUGCCUCCCUCUUUCCUCAUCCCUAUUUUUUUUUUCCAGAUCUGAUAGUCUCUAUUGGUACCAAUACCACUGGUAGCACUAUUAGUGCCAAUACCACUGGUAGCACUAUUGGUACCAAUACCACUGGUAGCGCUAUUGGUACGCUACCACUACUCACUGGUACCAAUACCAGUGACUCCCCUAUCAUCUGGUACCACUAUCAUCUGUUUUUUUUUUGUGUGUGUUAUUCUCUACUGGUACCGCUACCAAUGCUAGUGGUAGCGCUACCAGUGCUAGUAGCGUUGUGUUAUUCUCUACUGGUAGCGUUGUACUGGUAGCGUACCACUAGUACUGGUACAUUUUUUACUGGUACCGCUAGUACUGGUACAUUGUUUAACGUACUGGUAGCGUACCACUAGCACUGGUAUAUUAAUUACCAGUAGACUAAUAGAUUGGUACACUUUUUAACGCAUUGGUACAUUUUUUCAGGUUGCUGGAGGGAGUCUGCCGGAGAGAAUUCGCCGGAGAAAAAGUUUGUCGGUCGAUGCGGAGUGGCUGCUGGAGAAAGGAAGAGAGAGAGAGAGAUAGAGAUAUUAAUGUAUAGGAUUUAAAUUUCAGAAAAAAAUUGUAUUUAAUAUGGGUAUUUAAUUCCCAAUAUAAUUAAUACAAAAAGUAAUUAAUAUAUUCAUUUUUUAUACCCAAAAUACCCUUGGUUGUGAAUCUGACAACCCCCAAGGGGGUUGUCACCGUAUCCUGUCCCAUUCAACGCUAAUGAAUUGAUUCGUUGGAUAUUUUGAUCUGAUUGUCAUGAUUUAUGAGGGUAUUCAAAUUGACUUAUAUGGGAGGAGUUACGGUGCUAAUUGUACAAUAGUUAGCACCGUCCUAACCAAGGGAAAAACUACUACUAGUUUGAAUUAGUAGUGAUUUAGCUUAGAUAUUGUAUUGAUUUUAUAAUAAUUCGUAGUGAUUUCGUUAUUUUUAGUAGCGUUUUUUGCUAGUUAUCACGGUGCUAACCCCUAUAAGAGUUAACACCUAAUCCCAUCCCGACUUAUAUAUAUACUUUUAUUGGUUUGGAGUUUGAAUCGGUUCCAAUUUGAGUCAACUCAUUUUGGUCAGACUCAUGUGGAUCGAUAUCUAUUUUGGUUCAAAUGAUUGUACACACAAAAGAUAAUAUUUAAUAUCACAUUAAUCGUCGUCAAUCCUUAUUACACUUUUAGUGUCGGUGUUUCCAUAUUUUUGUUUGGUUCAUAACAAAAAAAUAAGGCACAAUCUGCAUUAAAUUAGGUAUCCAAUUUUUUGUACUACAUACUAUAUGUCCAAUUUAGACCCAAACUCAAAGUUGGGUAUGAAUUUGUAAAAUUGCCUAAAUUUGAUUUGACUCAUAAUGAGUUGGGUUUGGGUAAUCCUCAAAUAACGGGUCCUUUUUGACUCAUAAUGUAAAAUUGCCUGCUCAAUCGCUACCUUCUAGUUUAAUAUUAACUUCCAUUCAUUGAUUAAACCCAAUAAACUUCUGAAUCGCUAAAUGUCGCCCUUAAAAUUGCUAAUGGUCGCCCUAACUUUAAUGAUAAAUGACUUAUUUACCCCAAUAAAAUUUCAAAAUUUAAACAAACCAAACAAUCCAUAACCCCUCAAACUGAACCCCUCAUCUGCCUUCUUCGCAAAUCCCUCUCGACGCACCAGUUCGUCGGCGUCUUUCUCGCCGUCGUCGCCCGUUCUCUACGAAAUUUCCAAAAAAACGCUCAACCUAAGGCAAGUUACGGUUGGUCCAUGGUGCAACCGCAACUCACUUGCGGUUGGUCCAUGGUGAAAUCGCAAGUGAGCUGCGGUUGGCUCAUGGUGGAACCGCAAGUGAGCUGCGGUUGCACCAUGGACCAACCGCAAGUGACUUGCGGUUGGUCCAUGGUGCAACCGCAAGUGAGUUGCGGUUGGCCCAUGGUGCAACCGCAAAUGAGCUACGAUUCACUUUUUUUGUUUUUUUUCCAAAUUUUUUAGUGAACUUUACCGAUUCAGAGUCGCUAGUCAUGAUACAGACAUCAUAUCGACGAUUCCAACUCCGGAAUGACGAUGAUGGAUUCUCUCUUUUGAAUAAUGUUUUAUUUUUUUUACUAAGAGGUGUUUGUUUGCUAAAGGAAGAGUAAAGUAGCUAAAAGGUUAAAUUUGUAACUUUGAUGUUUUUUAGGGCGACAUUUAGCAAUUUUAAGGGCGACCUUUAGCAACUCCCAUAAACUUCGUACGUUCUUGUAGGAAGGCAAAUGUAUUGGGAGGGAGACCUAACAAGUAGCGUAGUCCAUCUCAACACCCCACUGGCAAGAUUUCAUUAAUCUCUCUCUCGUAAGAUCUAAAUUAAAUAUGAGUAUGUUAUAUAAUCCACAAACUGUUAAUGAGUGUAUUAAUAUAUUAACUCGUCGCUAGAUUCACUAAUUCCUCCCCAACCAGUAGCCUAACAGCUGGUCAGGCUGACAUUCUCCGUUGUAAACCCAUGCACCUGCAGCAUCAACAUUACUAAUUUUGGGUGUCUAUUGCUAUAAGAUAGUUUUUUCAUGCGCAGUUCUGUUGCAUCUGGCUACUAAUGAAUUCAAGAGGGUGAUAUAUAUAAUAUAUAUUGCUGGUCUUCUCUUUACCGGUUUUCCCUCUUUCCUUCUCUCAUGAAAAAAAUAAAUUAUGCAGCUACCUAGCUAGGGUUAUUAAAUCAUAGCCAGGAAAUUUCAAGUCUGGAUGCAUGGUUUCUUCGGCAAAGGAAGCCGUUUCAAUUCGAUUGGUAGGCUUGGAGGUCGAUUCACGGUGAUAGAAAUUGAUUUCGAGGGUGAGGAUGGAAGGAAAUUCGACGACGAUAGUUUCUUUUAUUUUUGGGUAAGAUGAUAAGAGUUUUCGAUCGUAUUUCUGAUUUUUCUCUAUUUUCAUUUUUGUGGGUUCUUUUUUUUUAGGGAAUGGUAAGUGUGUUUUGUAAUUUUAAAUCAAGUAUAGAAUAAAAAGUAGGUCGAAUACCCAUAGAUUUACGUUCAAUUUGGACUCAGUUGGAAUAAGUUAAUUAAUUAGAAACAAUUUCCUUCUUGUCCACGCGCUAUGAGACAGAUUCACAGUAAGCAAGCUCUUGCUUAUCUCUCCUUGACAUCUAUUCAUGCUUGGACUCAAUUAUUAUAAGUAAAUUAACUAGAACCAGUUGUGGCCGACAGAAAGCGCGAGACUACUUUCUUAUUUUCUCAUUAAAUUCAGAAUUUUUUUGAGAGCGGUCAAACUGUGAUAAAGCAUGAUCACCAGUAUAUACGAACGAAGUCCACAUGAUUUCUCGUCGUGUAUGACCCCGAUCACUGGAAAACUGUCAGGAAAAUGAAUUUUCUUGUAGUGAAAAUUUAGUUUUCACCAAUAUCUCAUAACGAUACUAUAUUGCGAGAAUAAACAUUUUAUACUAGCACAUUGAUCAAUUUAAUUUCUCUAAUACAAUGACCGUUGUAUAUGCAAAGAAAUCAUAUAUUCCAUAUGAAGAGCAGAGAUAUGCAUGACAAGAAAAUCACAACCCAUGUGUGUAGAUGGAAAUUUACAAUCAUAUAUAUAUAUAUAAACUUGAGGUUUAUGA